This is a messenger RNA of Homarus americanus (American lobster), 2654 nucleotides long. RefSeq names its product transmembrane protein 214-B-like (gene Tmem214). The transcript has 14 exons. The coding region runs from base 25 to 2043 and encodes 672 amino acids. Gene Ontology annotation, cellular component: Golgi apparatus; endoplasmic reticulum. NCBI's taxonomy places the organism in Eukaryota, Metazoa, Arthropoda, Malacostraca, Decapoda, Nephropidae. The record is from RefSeq and is a predicted model, not a curated record.
UCAUACAGUCAGCAGUGGUUCAACAUGGCAUCCACCGGAGAGUGGGAGUUGGUGGUUAAAGGCUCUAAAAAGGGCAAAGGUGCAACUGUUGCCAAUGGGAAACUUAAUAAAGAAGAAAAGAAACAGUUUAUUCAAAAAGCUCCCAGAGUUACACUAACAGGGGGAAUUGAGGUAGUAGCAGCUGGUAAGGAAAAUCGCAAACCAAAGUCACCAAAAGCUGCGAGUGCACCAAAGAAGAAGAAACCAGAAAAGAAAAAUAAUGUUGGUCCAUAUCAGCCUGGUACUCUGGAGGAAGCAGUGUGCAGGUUGAGUGUAGGAGAGAUGCAGAAUCUAUUGGAUGUGGUUGUGUCACGUUUUUAUGAUUCUCCCUUAAUCUGGUUGAAAGAUUUGGCUUCCUACCUAAAUGUACGAGUUAAUCCAGUCCACUCGCCAGAUCCUGCCUUCAGGGGUCAUCCAAACACAUUCCCUGCAUCCCUGUUGGGUUCAGAGGUUAAGAAGUUGCUGGUAAACACAUUGUCAGGUUGUACUGAUAAUGUACUAGCAUUAUUUCACAAGCACUGUAUUACAUCUAUGGUCCAGGAGCAAAUUAAAGGUCUUGGUGUGGCUGGUUAUAAGCUUUUUUUACAGAUCUUGUCAAUUAACCAUGCACAUGUGGGUGUCAUGAAUUUGCCUUACUAUUGUGAUCUGCGACACAAUAUCCAGAACCAGACUCCUGCCUGUCUUUCCAUGCUGUGGGCAGUUGGGCAGUCUGGGCUGGAUGACUUCACUGUAGGUUUGAAAGUAUGGAUGGAGCUCAUGGUACCUCUCAUUGGCCUGAAGAACUACUCUGCAUAUGUGGUAGACUACGGAAGCACAGUAUUUGGGGGAGGAGGGGGAGAUGGGGCUGAAGACUGUGGGGAUGUCCUGGGUGUACGUGAAUUUUUCACAAUCUUGGAUUUCACUUGGUGUUCUUCUGUGUCAUUGCCAAAGCCUGUACAGAGACAGCUCUUUGCCCUCUAUCCAAAAGUCAAGACAGCAGCUUUCAGUUCUAGUCCUGAAGUGACACUGCGCAACUUCUUUCCAUCAUUUUUACGUCGUCUAGAUCCAAAUGUGUCUCAUGCAUUAAGAGUGGAGUUACUGACAUGCCUGGUUCAGUGCUUAACUCAAGAUCCCCAGUGCUGGAGCAUAUGGUCACAGCUUUACCUCAAGCAUUUACCACAGUCAGCUGUCCUACUUCAUCACUUAGGUCGAGAAUGGAAGAUUCUGAGUCGGUCCUUGCGUGUCCAAAGGAAAGAGGUACGAGAAACUAUAGAAGGUUUUGCGGAAUCCAAUGAACAGAUGUCGCAUAAAGCUCGUGCUGUGGCUGGAGUUAUUGAAGCUACAGAGGCAACAAAGGUAUUGCUGAACCAAAUGAAGACUGUGAAAGGCAAAUCACCUCUUCCACGUGUGAUGAAACUUCUGGGGAUUGUCUUGGUGACAGCCAUCAUCUGGGACAUUAGAAGUGCAGGAUCAUUCUAUGGAUCAAAGUUGGGACAAACUGUGGAAAGAGCAGGACUUGUUCCAUAUUUGGAAACUUUUGGACAAGCCUCCAAAGCUGCUUUUAUUCACUCAUACAAGUGGUGUGUUAUUAAUAUACCUGUGUUCUAUAUUCGUGGUUGUGAGCUUGCAGCACCAUAUCUUCUUUUGAUGAUGGAAAAAGUAGAGGGGAUUAUUGGUUAUUGCUCAGCAGCAUUGGCAUCAGCUGAGGAAUAUAUUCCAGUUCUAAAAGAAAAGAUUGAGACAUCAGUGCCUGGACUGAGAGCAUCAGCAGGUCAUUAUGGAACUCUUGCUUUGGAAACUAUGCAGGUUGGCUUCUUAGCAAUCAAAGAUGCAUUGACACCCUAUUUGGCUGAGGCUCACAAGUUUUUCUCCACAAGAGUGUUUGUAGGACCUCUUGCCCCAGAGAAGCUGCAGGAAUACAUGAUAGGAGCUGUGGAUUAUUUGAGCCAAUUACUCUUAAGAAUGCAUUCAAGUCUUGUGAGUGCUCUGCAAGAUCCUGAUACUACUACAAACAAGACCAGCUAAUUAUUCAUUAGUUGGGAUUUUGUUGGUUUCCUAGUGUAUUGUAUAUAUUAUGUAGAGUUAACUUAGCUGGUUCAUUUACACAUGUAGGAUUAUCCUGAUAGCUAUUCUAUAUUCAGGUUAUUUAUGGUAUUUGACAUUUAAGUAUUAAUUUUGCAUUCCAAGAAACAUUUUGUGACAAGACAUUUGUACAGUACUGUCAAAGUAGUGCCAUAAAGGUUGACACCUAUACAUACACUGUAAUUUGACAAUAAUUUAGCAGCUAUUCAGUUCAUUACCUCUAGACAUGUCCUGCCAGGAGUCUCAUAAAAUGAAUGAAGGUCUUGUACAUUUUUCUUAAAAACUGUUUAUAUGAACUGCCCCCCAAUUUUUUUUAAUCCAUUUGGAUUAUAGAUUGCUUAAAAAAUGGUGGUAAACUGGUUAGUAGUGUGACGCUGCAGUGGUCUCAUAGCAGCCACGGUUUGUUCGUCUCCAUUUUAUAUUUUUGUCAAUGACAUGACUUGUGCCUUAUUGCCCACAAGAGAUUUAUCUACAUGCUUUGCUGUGAAAUCUGUGCAUCGUUUAUUAUUUGCAGUAAAGGUGGAUUUAAUUCUAGUAAGUAAAGAUAGAUAUAG